This is a messenger RNA of Phycodurus eques (leafy seadragon), 1215 nucleotides long. RefSeq names its product protein shisa-2. The coding region runs from base 338 to 1201 and encodes 287 amino acids. The record is from RefSeq and is a predicted model, not a curated record. NCBI's taxonomy places the organism in Eukaryota, Metazoa, Chordata, Actinopteri, Syngnathiformes, Syngnathidae. The transcript has 2 exons.
UCCGGGGACGCCUCAGCAAUAUGCGCGGCGCGCCACUCGCGUUUGGAACAGCCGCACACAAGACCCCAAGGACACAAGGACUUCACUCGGAGUCUACAUUGCAGACUUCUACUUUGCCCCCAGGCUGGAUUUAAAGCGUCAUUUCAGAAAACACGCCGCCGGAGACCACACUUGAUCUCGAACACGUGGGGGGAAAUCGCGUGGAGUCAUUUUUGGAGACGCAAUUACGCACGGCGAUUGUCCAACAAAUGCCAGCGCCCAAGUUGUGCAUCACGCAUUUUCCCGAGUCCCACAGCUCCCCGCAUAGUAGGGGGACUUUCUUUCUCUCGCCUGCGGGAUGUGGGCCGGAGGACUCCCGGCCGCCGUGGUCGUGACCCUACUCCUGGUCGCCAUGGACGUGCAGGCCAGCGGGGAGUACUGUCACGGAUGGCACGACGCCCAGGGAGCGUGGAAGGAAGGCUUCCAGUGCCCGGAGAAGAUAGACGGCCUGGACGCCAUCAUUUGCUGCGGGAAGUGCGAGCUGCGCUACUGCUGCUCCAGCACGGACGCGCGGCUGGACCAGGGCAACUGCGACAACGACAGGCGGGCCCUGGAACCAGGGAACGAGGGCAAGGAGACUAAGGACUCCGGCGCAGUUCCCAUCUAUGUUCCCUUCCUCAUCGUGGGCUCCGUCUUCGUGGCCUUCAUCCUGGUGGGCUCAGUGGUGGCCAUGUGCUGCUGUCGCUGCCUGCGCCCCAAGCAGGAGAUGGCGGCGGGCGGCUCCGGCGGAGGGGGCCGCCUCCUGGAGACCAUCCCCAUGAUGUCCGGCGCCGCCGGCUCCAGGGGCUCGUCGUCGCGCCAAUCCAGCACGGCAGCGUCGUCCAGCUCCUCCGCCCCGUCCGCCAACGCCCGCCCGGGACCCCAGCCGCCCGCUCCUCUGGUCCGGGCGCAGGCCUCCUGCUGCCUGCCGCCCGACGCCAGCGUCUUCGUCAACAUGCCCACCAACUUCUCCGUUCUCAACUGCCAGCAGGCCACGCAGAUCAUGCCCCACCAGGGACAGUUCCUGCAUCCGCAGUACAUCGGCUACGCCCAUCCGGUGUCCCCCACUUUUAUAGACCCCACCCAAGGUGGGUAUAGACCCCUCCAGUCCCCUUGCCCUCCCCCUCAAGCUGGAGGCUCGAGUGUCGCCAGUGAGCAGAAAUACCCGCCAGUGACAGUGUGACGACUUGUCAAACG